Messenger RNA from Parasteatoda tepidariorum (common house spider), 2883 nucleotides. RefSeq names its product NPC intracellular cholesterol transporter 2. Lineage: Eukaryota; Metazoa; Arthropoda; Arachnida; Araneae; Theridiidae. The record is from RefSeq and is a predicted model, not a curated record. Gene Ontology annotation, molecular function: sterol binding. Gene Ontology annotation, biological process: sterol transport.
UUUGCUGAAUGUUCUGUGAUAAAUCGAUAAAAUAAUGAUAAUCAUGCUCCUUAGUUGGAUUCUUCUCAUGAAAGUAAAAUAUAAUUAUCUGCAGACUUUAAAUAAGUAUCAAAAUAUAAAAUAGAAGCUUUUCUAAGUGACAAAUGAAUCUUUCCUCAUUUAUAUCUUUAAAUUAUAAGGUAUAAAUUGUUUCCAUGGACUUGUUACGAACUACUUGAUAAAUUAUUCUGAUGACUAUGCGUAGUAUAAAAAUAAGAAAAAAAAAGAUUCAAUCUACUUGUUACAAAAACGAAGACAAAAAAGCAACUAAAAAUUCAGCUCUAAGUUUUUUAGAGCAUAGAACUGCCUGUUUACUUCUAUAGUACUUCAUUGAAUUGGAAAUAUGAAGAGAUUUGUUAGUGUUCUAUUGUCCAUGCUUGCAUUAAGCAUUGAGGCCACAUAUUACGAAGAUUGUGGAUCAGUGUCUGGAACUGUAGAAAGCGUUGAUGUUUCUGGAUGCAAAGAAGACUAUCGUUGUGAUCUUAUAAUGGGAGAAGAGCAAACAAUCACGAUAAAAUUUAAAUCAAAAGUACCGUCAAAAUCAAUUACAGCAAAGUGUUCAGCAAUAUUAUUUAAUACCAGAAGAGUCAAUAUACCUUUAAACAAUACGAACGGUUGUAAAAGUGGCAUAUCUUGCCCUGUACAGAAGAACAAAGAUUAUACUUACACGGAAACUUUAGAUAUUCCGAGUGGUUUUCCAACUCUUUCUUUCGAUGUUAUUUAUGAAUUACUUGAAGAGAAUAAAACAGAUGUAGUUUGCGUUAAAAUACCCAGUAAGUUAGAAUCUAAAGAGGGUGGUACAGCAGAACCCCAACGACACAUUGAUGAUUCCUUUUGGAGCAGGUUUAUUCAUAACUCAGUACCUCUGAAUUGAAAAAAAUUGCUAAUACAUUAUUUUAAGCACAUAAAGAGUUAUAAAAAAUUACAUUAUAAGAUUAAAAAUUUUAUGAAAAAAAUGGUUUGUUGCAUUUCAACAUUGUUAGAAUUUUUAUUCCAAAAUUAUGGCAAAAUUACCGGCAGCUGUCUGUCCAUCCAAUUAACAGUAAAUUUUGAGAUAAAGAACGUUUUUACCUUUACGAUUUUAAACCGCUUACAACAAGUAUGGUUAAAAAGUCAUGAUUUCAAAACUAUACGGUUUUUAACCAUUUACAACGAGCAGGGUUCCAAAACCGUUAGCAAAUUAACUGGACAUUGCAGAGAGAUUAGCAGCCUUAAGGUACUGUCAUCCAUGCGUUAAGGAGAGUAUCGUAUUCUAAUAACCCAGGGUUAUCAAAUUGGGCAUUGCAGGACACUAAAAACUCUUCAUGAGUUGAAGGGAAUGAGGAAAUAUUGAGAUGGCAACUCCCCUGUUCAAUUAGUCUUGUCUACAGAUUAUCCCUCUCAACUAUAUGUGGUACACGUCUUUCAGGAACUAAAUUGCUUCAUUAAGUGGGUUUAGUUGGUGUGAUAAAAUUUAAAUUGUUUAACCGUAUUAGGUGAAAACACUUAAUAUACGAUUUUCUCACAGUUAACAGUUUAAAUAUCCUCGUAUUUAUGGUUAUUUAAUUACUUCGCUUGAAUAUGGAAACGUAACAACUAAAUUAAUUGCUAUUUAGCUAUUUUUUCCUAAAAAUUUCGAACAAUGUCAAACAUUAUGCAAAAGGGCAAAACAUUGGAUGUUUAAUUUCUGCAACGUUACAAAAAACUGCAUAAAGAUACGUAUUCAAAAGUUGCAAUUCAAUCAAUUCAAUUCAUUCAUUUCAAUUCUAAAAGUUUCAAUCUGAGUAAUAUUCUUGAAAGAACUUGAAUUUAAAAAAUCACCUCAGCGUCGCUUUGUUGUAGAAAAAAAUGAACAAAGUGUGUUAAGAGUAAUGUUACAAGAUUGCAAUAAUUGCCGACAUUAUCUUUCAAAAUUCGAUCGUGGAAAUACUCAUGAUAUUUGUGUUUGUUGCAGAUAUGCAAAAGAGCGACAUAAAGGGUUAAAGAUUCAUUUUAGACUCAGCAGCCAUCGAGUAUCAAUCGCCUUCUCUGUCUAUUGCUUAUUUAGUGGUCAUCACUCUUAUCACCUCCACUGUCAAAAUAACAUUUUUCGAUUUGGUUUAACAGAAUGAGAGAGAUUUUAUGUGCAAUGGCAAAACAUUAAAUAUUUCAUUUCUGGAACAUUAUAUAAAAAAAUAACAUAAAGAUACGGAUUCGGAUUCAAAAAUUUCAAUUCAAUACAUCCAUUUCUAUUCUAAAAAAAUCAAUUUUAAAAUUCGUGAAAUAACUUCAAUUUUUAAAAUCAGCUCAGUAAGGGAAUGUAAUAGAAAAAAAAAGAAAAAUAUGCGUUAAGAGUAAUGUUGAGAGAAUGCAAUAAAUGCCGAUAUCGUCUUUCGAAAUUCUCUUUUGAAAAUACUUAUGAUAUUUGUGUUUGCUGCAGCUAUGCAACAUAGUGGCAUAAAAGGUUAAUGAUUCAUUUUAGAUUCUGAAGCCAUCGAGUAUCGAUCGCCUUCUCUUCCCUAUCGCUGAUUUAGUGGCUAUCACUCUUAUCGCCUCCACUGUCAAAAUAAUAUUUUCUUUUUCUUUUAUAGAAAGAAGGAAAUUUUUAAGCGUUAAGUUUGAUAAAUUUCAUAACCUGAAUAUAUUUUUAUGAAUAAGGACUAUUUGCUUUGCCAAUAUACUAUUCAUUUUUUAAAAUAUAUUAUUUUUUUUGGUUCCAUAACUGUUUUGUUGGCAUUAUUCAUUUAUAAAAUUGAAUACAUUGUACAUUUUUGAUAAGGCACACAUUAUUUAACUGAAGCUUAUACAACAAGAGUAUACAGUUUAUAUUUUCUUACAUUGUUCAGAUUAAAUACUUUUCAUAUUUUUAUAUGGUUCGUUAAUAAA